Messenger RNA from Panthera uncia (snow leopard), 621 nucleotides. It is a transcript of the gene EXOC1L, whose product is annotated as exocyst complex component 1 like. The transcript has 3 exons. Bases 27 to 545 code for a protein of 172 amino acids. NCBI's taxonomy places the organism in Eukaryota, Metazoa, Chordata, Mammalia, Carnivora, Felidae. The record is from RefSeq and is a predicted model, not a curated record.
CAUCAGGCCAAGUGGAACUGGAGGCAAUGUCAUCAUUGGUAAAGGAGGACUUGGAGAAGAAACUGUUUAAGCCACUCUCCCAGAAUCUGUACGAGUUUAUUGAAAUAGAGUUCUCCGUCCAGGACAGGUAUUACCUCUGUGUGUCAGUGACCAAAAAUGAAGAAGUAAAAAUAAUUAUGGUGAAACACUACAGAAUAGGCUUAGAUGAAAAAUAUGAAGUAACAAAAAAGUGGUCUUUGAACGAUCUGCAGAUGAUUGAUGGAAAAGAAGCAGAUACUGACAAUCCAUUUUUUGAUCUGCACUUCAAGAAAGUGUACAGGUUGGAAGCAUAUAGUUGUGCUUCUAAAUAUGCCUUUGCUCGAACUGUGAAUAAGCUGAAUCAUGCAUAUCUUAAGAAGGACUUGCAGAUUGUGAACUUUGAUUCUACUUACAUUAAUGAUGAUUCCAUUUGGUCCUCAAACAAUAAGGAUUGCUUGGUUCUUAUGAGAAUAUGCUUUUAUGCUUUCAAUCUAGUAUGCUUAUCCCUGUGUCCCCUGCCACUCUGAAGAUAUAUACUAUGUUCCUUCAUCUGUAUUCUAUGAAAAUGAUUCCCUAGAUAAAUACUGAUAGUCAUGAUUUUGC